CCGCCUCCCAGGUGCGCAGAACCUUUCGGCCCCGUUCCAGGUUACCGAGAACCUAACCCCACGUCCGGGCGACUCCCAAGGAAGGAGCCAUCUGUUCCCCAAGGGCAAACCGGUCUCAAGCUUGACCGGACUCAACCAGACGGCAGGCACCUCAUGACAUGGCCACUCAUGUCAUCCAAGCAGGACACCCUCGAACCUUCCGUUUCUCCGCCCUGUCCAAUCGUCAUCGUCAUCGUAUCUGCCCUGCUGCGGCCGCCGGCCUUGUAUAAGAACGAAGUCGCGCUCCUUCCCCAACAGCCACCCCCAGUCGAAUCAUCAACCAAUCCCCCGCAGCGGUUGAUCAGCACCAGAACUUGAGAGGACGGUCUCUGACUUUGAGUUCUAUCUCCCCUCAACUCCGUUUACCUAUUGUAUCUCCCCUCCUAUUCCCGCUCCUAGUUUUGACCUCAGUACCGCUCGACCAAACAGUCUGUCGUUUAUCUUCGCUGAGUCCUCACUUCAAAACCCCAAUACCAUACAACCUGCGACUUGUCACCGUCUACACCCACAGCAACACCACAAUCGACAACCAUGUCCAAGCAAAAGUCAGGGCUGGGGAGUGGCUUGCCCAAAAACGCCAAUGAUGCCGAACAAUCAGCCCAAGUCGAGCUCUAUAAUGUGACGCUUGCCGAGUCCGCUGAGCAGCGUGAAAGAGAGAUGACUUUUGGCGAGGCCCUCAAGGCAGACAGGCGCUUGAUCAUGUAUUCGAUCGGCUUUUCCGGAACCAUCAUAAUGGAGGGUUACGGUCUUGCCCUGAUGACAUACCUCUUUACCCUGGAACCCUUCAACCGCAAGUACGGCGUUCUAACAGCCGAUGGGAAAUAUGAGGUUGAAUACAUUUGGAAGGUUCUUCUGCCGCUCACGGCGCAGAUUGGCUCCAUCAUCGGGAUCUUUGUUACAACGCCGUGUACCAAAUGGUUCGGUUACAAGUGGACGACACUCCUGAUGCUUAUUUUCUCAGCCACUCUCAUCGCCAUGCCUUUCUUCGCGCCCAACAUCAUGAUAUUGUGCGUCGGGUUCUUCCUCCAGGGUAUCCCAUGGGGUGUCUUCCAGGUCGUCAGCCCUGCCUACGCCUCCGAGGUGUCCACUAUUCAGCUUCGUCCCAUCUUGACUACGUGGAACAAUCUUUGCUGGGUUAUUGGCCAGCUGCUGUCAGCAGGAGCUAUCAAGGGCUUCUCGGUGGCUUUCCGCACUGAAUGGGCCUUCAGGAUCCCUUUCGGUCUUCAAUGGAUCUUCACAUUCCUGCUCGCCAUUGGUAUUUGGUUAGCCCCCGAGUCUCCAUACUGGUACAUCCAAAAGGGUGAGAUAGCCCGUGGCCGGCAGGCGAUCGUUAAGCUAGUUCGCAAAGGAGAUCCGAGCAUGGCCGAAGAGAAGCUUGCCCUAAUGCAGCACACCAUUCAGCAGGAACAUAUGAAGGACGCUGAGAUCGCCCAGCUUGGCAAGUGGGAGAGAAUCAAGCUCAUGCUCAAAGGCUCUGACGCCCGGAGAACCGAGAUCGCCUGCAUUGCGUGGACUAUCCAGGCCAUGUGCGGCUCCAGCAUCAUUGCGUGGGGUCCCAAGCUUUUCGAGAAUUCCGGGUUGGACGCCAGCCAGUCUUUGUCUGUCAACAUGGCUUUGCCCGCUGCAGGACUGCUUGGAACACUGGCCUCCUGGUGGUUGAUGGCGUACAUGGGUCGGCGAUCCAUUUACUUCUACGGCCUCCUUGUGAUGGCGUUACUCCUGGUGGCAUGCGGUGGUGCUUCCUACGCCCCAGCUAACGUCUCGGGAUGGGCAGCUGGUGGAGUGUUGACCGUCUACACCAUGGUGUACGACCUUACUGUCGGCCCGAUCUGCUACUCAAUUGUAUCUGAAAUACCGUCUAUUCGCUACCGCGCUGUCACCCUCUCAGCAGCUCGCGGCGCAUACCUGGGAUCCAACCUGAUCAACCACUUCUUGACACCCAAGAUGUUGAGCGCGCCUAGUGAAGGCGGCUGGGGACUCGGAUCGCGGACGGGCUUCGUCUACGCAGUCCUUUGCCUCAUUAGUGCUACCUACACUUGGUUCCGCAUCCCUGAGACUAACGGCCUCUCGGCUCGCUCUCUGGAUAUUUUGUUCCAGCACGGUGUUUCGGCAAGACAGUUCAGCAAUGCCACGGCUGCUCAAUAUGAGCAGCUAGAUCGCGAGAAGAACACUCGGUUGACCAAUACCGCGUCGCAGAAUAGUGUUUUUUCAGUACAUGCGGUUUCGAGCAAGGCUCAAUGAUUGGUGCAGUGAGAGAAGAGACAUGGUGCAAGGGCGAGGGCAGAGUGCCAGGGGGACCUCGAAGCUGUUGUAAUGAGACCAAGUUUAACAUGCCCGUUUCGGUAUUUGAGGAUGAUUGUGUUAUUUAGUAUACCCUUUUUUCUUUUCGUGUGGCGAAAUGUAGCCGAGGAGCUGGGAUCAAAAGAGCACGCAGUAGAAGCAUGUACCUGCUGAAUGUAUUAGCUACGACAUACAAACAAUAACGAGAUACAUUAUGAUGAUGAUAUGAGUGACCUGGGACUUGGAAGAGGAUCAUGACCAAAAGUUCGACCUAG
Messenger RNA from Podospora pseudocomata, 2594 nucleotides. RefSeq lists its product as uncharacterized. Gene Ontology annotation, biological process: carbohydrate transport; transmembrane transport. Gene Ontology annotation, molecular function: carbohydrate:proton symporter activity. The transcript is spliced from 2 exons. The record is from RefSeq and is a predicted model, not a curated record. Bases 571 to 2280 code for a protein of 569 amino acids. NCBI's taxonomy places the organism in Eukaryota, Fungi, Ascomycota, Sordariomycetes, Sordariales, Podosporaceae. Gene Ontology annotation, cellular component: membrane.